CAGCAGCAGCGGUGUGAGCGGAAAUGACACACACGUGUCGUACUGCAGACCUGAAGGUUAAAGAAGAAGGAGCAGCGGGGAGAUUUCUUGUCGACUGUCCGCUGGAGAGUGUCAACAGGACGGCGUGUUCGUAGUGAGAGGCCCGGUGAGAGCAGCACUGAAAGCGGAGACAUGGAUCCCAUGAAGGCGCAGCAGCUGGCGGCGGAGCUGGAAGUGGAAAUGAUGGCUGACAUGUACAACCGAAUGACCAACGCCUGCCACAGGAAGUGUGUACCACCACAUUACAAGGAGGCAGAGCUGACCAAGGGUGAGUCGGUGUGCCUGGACCGCUGCGUGGCCAAAUACCUAGACCUUCACGAAAGGCUGGGACGCAAGCUGACAGAGCUCUCCGUCCAGGACGAGGAAAUGAUGAGGAAGUCGGCUGUGGGCAGCGGAUAGAGACUUAUUGUGGGGGAUUAAAGUUGUGGGAUGGGGAUAAAAUAUCUGGUUUCUCUAAGAUGAGAGACUUGAGUCUUUUUAAUGUGGGUGUUUUUUUGGCGGGGGGGAAAUAGAAAAAAAUAAAUAAAUGAAUGCUGUUGAGGGUCCACUGAGAGAAACUGAUACUCCGCUGGGUGACGGGAGCACGUGGUGGAAGGACAGCAUGAGGACGUCUUCCAGCCUCUCUGGUUGUGUCACAUUAGUUUUACAUUCAGCUUGGCCUGGUCCUCGAGAAGUCACCUAAAUAUCAACUGGAAAGGAGAAAGGGACAUGUUAUGUUAUUUCUAAGUCAUACUCAUAUGUGGUUGUUUUUAGCUGCUUGGAGUCAAGCAGGGUGCUGCUUCUUCUGCAGAAACCCAAAUGCUUCGUGUUACCGACUGUCUGGUACUUGGGGCAGGUUAAAACAAACACUACGAACGAUUUGCAUCUACUCUUUGUUCCCAAGUCGCCCUCUGAACCCGGGGGAUUUUUUUGUUUGUUUGUUUUUUUUAAAGGGAGGGUCAAAGUAAACAUGGACCCUCCUCAUAAGAUUGCAACACAACAUGUUGGAAGCAGAGAAACAUUGUUCAUGAUUAUAAGUCGUCUGUCAUGCAGACAAAGUAAUGUCAGAUCUGUACAAAAGCCUGAAACACAAUAAAUCAAAUACAUGUAUCAGGGCACGCACUGAAUUAUGAAUGGCAGUAUUUUACAGGAUACUACGCACAGUUUACUCUUUCAGCUCUGGCCUGUGCAGCGUUGGCUUCGUCUCGUCUGCCAGCCAGGCUGUUCUGGUUACAUGGACUUGUGUUGAAGAGCUGAACUUUACUCAUUUUGUCAUGCUCCUAUAGAUUGUGUUGUUUGCUGUAUGCCAGUGGACCAUGUUUUUGACUGUGAAAUGUUUUCCUGUCCUUACUAAUAAAACAUUGCCAUCCUUUAUUUUAACAUCA
Messenger RNA from Larimichthys crocea (large yellow croaker), 1403 nucleotides. RefSeq names its product translocase of inner mitochondrial membrane 10 homolog (yeast) (gene timm10). The transcript has 2 exons. Gene Ontology annotation, biological process: protein insertion into mitochondrial inner membrane. The record is from RefSeq and is a predicted model, not a curated record. Gene Ontology annotation, cellular component: mitochondrial inner membrane. The coding region runs from base 172 to 438 and encodes 88 amino acids. NCBI's taxonomy places the organism in Eukaryota, Metazoa, Chordata, Actinopteri, Sciaenidae.